This is a messenger RNA of Didymodactylos carnosus, 507 nucleotides long. Lineage: Eukaryota; Metazoa; Rotifera; Eurotatoria; Philodinida; Philodinidae. The record is from the annotation of a GenBank genome assembly.
AUGGAAGACGAAACUCUCAACCACAAAAAGAGCGAAUUUCUAUUUCAACAAAUAUGUAACGGAUCAAUUGAGUUGCAGAUUAGAAAUGAAACCGAUGAAACAAGUUGUCCGAAAGACUGGCCUUGUCGAAUACAGUAUACGAUAUGUGAUAAGCACUGGGAUUGUUUGAAUGGUGAAGAUGAGUUAAAUUGUACUAAAAUUAGUGACAAACCAUUUAAAACAUACGGAUGUUUGUCAUCACUUGAUAAAGUUAAUAAUGGUGUGAUAGACUGUUUGGGAUCUACGGAUGAGCGACAGUAUUGUGUAAGCCUAUAUUCGAAUGAGCUUGAAAGACGUUAUCGUUGUUGGAAUUCAACACAAUGUAUAAAUAUUCCAAAGGUCUGUGAUUGUCACAAGGACUGUUUACCUGAUGGUGAUGAUGAAUUAGUUUGUCCUUGGAUGCGAUGUGCUAAUCCUGAAGAAAUAAGUUUUGAAAAUAUCGAUGGUAUGUUGAUUGCCCCGGCGUGA